AUGAUUAAAUCAACAAUGACAAACCACGAUCUUAAUCAUAAUGCUAUAAUUAAUUUGAUCUCAACAGCAUGCAGAUACAAUGAUAAGUAUAUUGUUUCAUAUUUCCAGCUUUUUGAACAAUUUUGCGAAGAAAAUUCACUAAACAAGUUUGAAUUUUGCAUUUCUGGUAAUUUAGAGGAUCUUUUACGUGAUACAUAUCACUUUGGAAGUAAAUUACGAUAUAACGAUCCAAAAAAUGAAGAUCAAAAUAAAUUAUUCAUAAAAGAUGAUGUAGAAGAACUAAAAUUAUAUCUUAAAGAUCAUGGAAAUGAUUUACAAAGCAUUUUUAAUGAUUGUUGUUCAUUUGGUGCCAUCAAUUGCUUUAAUUACUUAAAAAAUUUCGAAAUUAAUUUCGAUAGUGAAACAUUAGAAUGCGCAAUAUUAGGAAGGAAUAAAACUAUUAUUGAUGAUGUAUUGAACCGUAAUGUUGAUAUUACAAAUGAAGCAAUAUCAAAUGCAAUUUACAUCCAUGAUAAAAAUUUGACAAAAAUUUUGACAGAAAAAUCACAUCAAAAAAUUGCAUACAAAGAUUGCGCUCUUAACUUUAAUUUAGAGCUGUUUCUCUUGGAAAUGAUGAACACUGAUAUAAGAGAAUCAAUUAAGUACUUGUCUGUUUAUGGUUUGAUUGAUUUAAUUGAUGAUAUUUUGUCAUUUUUUGACGACAAAAAUGAAAUUAAAAAUGAAAUAAAUGAAGCUUAUUUAGAAUCAAUAACUAUGAAUUAUGUUGACAUUGUUAAGCACUUAAUUGAUAAUUAUGGUGUUGAUAUGUAUUUCCAGAAUGAUUAUGAAACUGCUCUUGUUAAUGCAGCAUUUGGAUAUUCAUUUGAUUGUUUAAAGUUUUUGAUAGAAAUUGGUUAUGACGUUACAGAUGAAAGAUCUAAAUGUGAUGAAGCAGUUAAAACUUGUAUCAAUGUUAAUGAUAUCGAAGUAUUAAAAAUCCUGGUUGAUAAAGGCGUUAAAAUAAAGUCUGAUGUCAAUAAGACACCUCUUAUUGAUGCAGUUUGUUGUAUGUCAUAUGAAUGUGUUGAAUUCUUCGUUGAACUUGGAUUAGACUUAAAUGAAGUAGAUGAUGAAGGACAAACUGCUUUGGAUAUGGCAAAACUAAAUGAGUCUCCUGCAAUUUGUGAAUAUUUAUUGUCAAAAGGAGCUAAAUGUAAAAAUUAA
Molecule: messenger RNA, 1203 nt
Organism: Trichomonas vaginalis G3
Lineage: Eukaryota; Parabasalia; Trichomonadida; Trichomonadidae
Product: protein ubiquitination
Exons: 1
Coding region: 1-1203 (400 amino acids)
Molecular function (GO): protein binding
Source: RefSeq, a predicted model, not a curated record